This is a messenger RNA of Daldinia vernicosa, 1953 nucleotides long. RefSeq names its product OPT superfamily oligopeptide transporter. Gene Ontology annotation, cellular component: fungal-type vacuole membrane. Lineage: Eukaryota; Fungi; Ascomycota; Sordariomycetes; Xylariales; Hypoxylaceae. Bases 1 to 1953 code for a protein of 650 amino acids. The record is from RefSeq and is a predicted model, not a curated record. Gene Ontology annotation, molecular function: oligopeptide transmembrane transporter activity. The transcript has 4 exons.
AUGUUUGGAGCGAUCUUCGGAUACGGCAUCAUCAAGCUCGCUUCGAAGACUACCAUUCCUAUUAUCGGCGGUUCUUUCGGCCCUCAAGAGAACAGUAUCGUCCAGGCUGCAGCCCAGGGCGCUGGUGGAAUCACAGGUAUCUUCGUUGCGGGUAUACCGGCCAUGUACCAACUUCACGCGCAGGUGGGCGUCCCUAAAGACCAAUUUGGCGCAAUUAUUACAAUCACUCUCGUCUGCUCGUUCUUUGGUCUAUUCUUCGUCGCUCCUCUCCGGAAGUUCUUUAUCAUCCAAGUUAGCCGGGAAUUGAAACUACUCUUUCCCACUGCUACUGCCGUAGCUCUUACUAUUAGGUCGAUGCACGCCGGUGCCACAGGUGCCGCGGAGGCUCUAAGCAAACUCAAAGCUCUCAGCUUAUCCUUCACAGCUGCCCUUGUCCAACGGGUGGCAUCGUAUUAUGCUGUUGGUAUCUUGUAUGAUUGGCAUGUUUUUACCUGGAUCCACAUCUGGAGUGGUUAUACCAGCUGGGCCAUGAAUAUCGAGAGUUGGGGUUGGUGGUUCGAGUGGACUCCGGCGUUCAUCGGUAGCGGCAUCCUUAUCGGCAUGAACUCUGCCCUCUCCAUGUUUGGCGGUGCUGUACUCGCCUGGGCAAUUAUCGGGCCUCUCCUCGUCCAUUACGGCGAAUGUAUCGGCAAGCUUCAGGUUGAGGAUGAUCCGCGAUGGGCUGAUUGGUACUCGUUCGCCUCUCUCAGCAACCUUGGACACGAAACCCCGUCUCCGCGCUACUGGCUCCUUUGGCCCGGAGUGCUCAUCAUGGUCGCAACGUCAAUAGCAGAACUACUCGUCCAAUAUAAGGUGAUCGGGUAUGCCGGUAAGGUGGUCUGGCAGAAGAUCUGCGUCAACAUCAACAACGUCUUAACCAAGCAUGGCAAGUACUCUACCUACCUUGCCACACGCGCCGAGAGGGAGGUGAAAGCUAGCGAGAAUAUCAUCGAGGAUCCGGCGCCACCACAUGAACAAGUGCCACUAUGGGCAUGGACGACCGGCCUUGUUGUCACCGUUGCCGCGGCCAUGGUUAUCUUCGCCCUGCAAUGGGGUAUGCAUCCAGGUCUUACCGUCCUAGCUUGCGUCUUAGGUAUCAUGUUCUCCUUCGCUGACCUAAGAUGCUUUAAGCUUGCUGUUCAAAUUGGCGCCGUAACAGAUAACACUCCACUGACGGCCGCAUCGAAAGCCAGCCAGCUCGUUUUUGGUGCUGCUACAAAAAACAACGGCUUCACGAUCAAAGAUGCGCAGCGAGUCAACUUAGUCGCUGGCGGUCUGGCUUCCGGAGCUGCCGACGUCGCAUCUUCGCUGACUUCUGACUUCCGUACUGGUUUCUUGUUAGGAACAUCCCCAGUCAAGCAGUGGUAUGCCCAAGGCCUCGGGUCUAUCGUUUCCAUCUUCUUGGCCCCAGGGAUGUUUGUGCUCUUCACUACAGCAUAUCCCUGCAUACUUGACGCCUCAGCUGAGCACUGCGCCUUCGCUGUCCCUUCGGUGUCCGCAUGGGCUGCCGUGGCGCAGGCUGUCACAGACCCAGAUGUCAGCAUCCCUCUAUCGUCGGGGAUCUUCUCCAUCGUUAUGGCGGUCUUCUGCGUAGGCCAAGUCAUAUUUAGACACUUUUACCUGGUGGGUGAACGUGAAAAGUACCGGCAAUACCUCCCGAACUGGGGCGCCGUAGCGUUGUCGUUUGUCCUCCCUAAUCCCGUGUUUACAACGGCGGCCAUGUUUGGUGCUACCGUGGCAUGGAUUUGGAAGAGAUGGAAUAUUAAGAGCUUCGACCUCUACGGAUAUGCAAUUGCGGCUGGUUUUAUUGCCGGAGAGGGUCUCGGAGGUGUUAUAGGUGCUGCUCUCCAGAUCGGUGGCGUCUCAGGCGACAUUCUCGGAACGACGGCCGGUUGCCCUGCUGGUUAUUGUUGA